Messenger RNA from Rattus norvegicus (Norway rat), 3878 nucleotides. NCBI's taxonomy places the organism in Eukaryota, Metazoa, Chordata, Mammalia, Rodentia, Muridae. The record is from RefSeq and is a predicted model, not a curated record.
AGACCACCUGGAACAGCAAGUUGCUCCUUUGACUGUUGUUAUAGACUAAAGCUACAACUUGAAAGGCUACACCUUUCUCUUGUUCCUUUUUAGGGCUCAAAUCCUGAGUCUUUUUUUUUUUUUUUUUUUUUGGUUCUUUUUUUCCGGAGCUGGGGACCGAACCCAGGGCCUUGCCCUUCCUAGGCAAGCGCUCUACCACUGAGCUAAAUCCCCAACCCAAAUCCUGAGUCUUGCACAGACCAGGACCCCGCCAUACCACUUGGCUACGUUCCCCGGGGGCCCUGAAGAUUUUAAUUGGCUUUAGUUUUUGUUCUGAGGUCAGGCAACAGUUCAUCCCACACAUCAGGACCGGGCUUUCCUGAGCCAGGUGCAGGAGGUGCGUACAGGACAGGAGAAAGGCAUCAAAACCAAGCAAACAUGACACUAGGCCAGCAGUGCUACACAGGACAUUUCAAAGUCACUUUCCUUCCCAAGUGGGGACAGACAUUAGAAAACCAACUGACAGGCAUCAGACUAUCUUGGAAACUGUUAAAGGUAAAAGAACCUUCUGUGCUAGCCGGAGCAGCCUGCUGAGUGACGUGGCUCUAUACACCCUACUUUUGUCUGCCUGUCUGUCUGCCUGCCUGUCUGUCUGUCUGUCUGUCUGUCUGUCUGUCUGGGGUGGUGUUUUGUUUGAGACCUGUUACAUAGGGUAAAACCCUGGCUAUCCUGGAAUUUACUAUUUAGACUGGAUCUGCCUGCUUCUGCAUCCCAGGUGCUGGAUUAAGGGUGUGGGCCACUACACCCAGCUUCUCCCAGUUUUCAUUUAUGCAUGGACCAUACAUUUGAGAGUAUCCAUUCUUGGGGUUGGGGAUUUGGGUCAGUGGUAGAGCGCGCUUGCCUAGCAACUGCAAGGCCCUGGGUUCGGUCCCCAGCUCCGAAAAAAAAAGAAAAAAAGAAAACGAAAAAAAAGAGAGUAUCCAUUCUUUUAUCUUUUGAGAUAAGGUUACAGUGGGUGUGGUGGCUUGGAGUUUUCAUUCCAGCACUCUAGAGCCAGAGCAGGUCUACAGAGAGAUCCAGGACAGUCCCAAAGAGAGACCCUAUCUCAAAAGAAGGAAUUAUCAUGUAGCUGAGGGUGACCUUGGACUUUUGUUGCCUUUUUUUUUUUAAGAUUUUUAUUUCAUGUUUGAGUGUUUGCCUGUAUGUGUACAUAUGUACUAUGUGGGUGCCUGAAGGCCAGAAGAGGGUGUCAGAUCCCUGGGAGCUAGAGUUCCAGUGGGUUCUGAGAACCAAAUCCAGGUCCUCAACUAGAGCAGCCAGUGUUCUUAACCACUGGACCAUCCCACCAGCACUUCCCCCCCCUCCCCCCACGACUCACUCCUCCCCUGCUUGAGACAGGUUCUUACAAUGUAGGAAUGUGCUGUACAGAACAGGCUGCCUCAGACUCAGACCAGACUGCCUCUCCCUUCUGGGCACUGAGAUUAAAAGCCUAGGCACCGUGUCCCAUUUGGCCUUGGACUUUUGAUACUCCUGCUUCAGCCUCCAGUGUGCUAGGCUGACAGCCCUCGUGCGCCACCAGAUCUGGCUUCCAUUUUGACUUUUAGCCUGGUCUCUCGCCCCUCAGGCCAGAGGCUUCAUACAAAACAAUAGUCCUCAGGUCAAUAAGAAAGCAAAGCAAGCAGGCCCUCUGUGGUUCCCUUCAGUAAUAUGUUUUGAACGUUUCCUGCUCACAUAGGUGUAUAAGGAGAUAGAUCUCUUGGACAAACAUCAUGUGAAGAAUGUUGUUUCCAGUUAAAGGAGGAAGUCUGGGCUGUAGGGACAGUACAGUGUCAGUAAAAACACAAGGCUGGCUCAAAUGUGCCAUCACAGUGGGGGUGGGGGUGGCUGUUCCAUACUGUCGGUUGGCUUGAACUUUAGACCUGUCACCUGCUCUUACAAACGGAAGGUGGGAGGCAGCAUGGCCUCACAGGCAGCUUGGGUCUCAGAGAAAGUGUGAAAGGGUGGCUGAUGGGACCUUGGUCUUGGCCUUGUCUGAUGAGACUGAAACCUGUCCUAGGCUGUAAUCAGCUAAGGCUGAUGGAGUCGGGGGGCCUGCAGGAGUCAAAGUAGGGACAUGCCUGUGGUAAAGCCACCCAGGGGUCAGCUGAGGUAGAAGGAUCUGUCUGUGAAGGGACAGCUGAGAUAAAGGUCUCCGGACAGAACUGUCCUCUGGGACUUUCCAAGGUGGAUCCUGGAUGGAUCAGGCCUCUGCUGGAGUUCCUGGACAAAGUCUGAUUGCCCACCCACCAAAAAAUGUAUGAGAGGUGGUGGGAAGUUAAUGAGAAUACAUAUGGGCUAGCACCCUGGGAAGUCUAGGUGAGCCUUGUCCCUCAGACUCCACAAUCAGCAGCUCAGAUACACUAAAGGGCUUUUAUGGGGAGAGUGACAGGCUAGACACUUAAGUAGGACCCGUCAUUGAACUUGCCCUCCGGGUCUGUAGUUCCUCAGACCUUGCUUCUCUUAGGGAUACAUACUCGUGAUAGUGGCUGCACAAGACUCACAAGGAAGGCGCUGCAAGUUCAGAUCCAACCAUAAGUUUCCAGACGUCUUAGAGUCCAUAAACGUAAGGAUUUGGCAGACGAGAAUCAAGUCAGUUUUUUGCUUUUAGAUUUUUUUGGGGGGAAGACCGAGGCCUGAAUUUAGGAAUGUCAAAUACAUCAGCAAGGGGGCGGGCACUGGAACACCAGCUGGGCCAUGCAAGGAUUGAGGGGGAAUAAGGUGUGCAGGGCUCCGCUGCACCAACACCCGACCAGGGGAAAUGGCUAAUAGAUGCUCGACCAGCGAGUGCCCAGCGCAGCCGGCGCAGGCGCAGGCGCAGGCGCAGGACCAAGUCUUGGACGCUUGUACGCAUGCGGGCCGCCGAGCUUCCGCCACGCCUGUCAUGGCCUCUCUCCGGGCCGCUCUCGGCCCCACCCUCGCUGAUGCGCCGUGAGUCACCUGACUCGGCUGCGGGUUGAGGAGACACACAAGGGAAGUGAUCGUCGCGGGAACCAGAUCGUCUGACCCAGGACCCCCGCGCGCCAUGCCGUCCGAGAAGACCUUCAAACAGCGCCGGAGCUUCGAACAAAGAGUGGAAGAUGUCCGGCUCAUCCGGGAGCAGCACCCCACCAAGAUCCCAGUGAUUAUAGAGCGAUACAAGGGUGAGAAGCAGCUGCCCGUCCUGGACAAGACCAAGUUCCUUGUACCUGAUCACGUGAAUAUGAGCGAACUCAUCAAGAUAAUUAGAAGGCGCCUGCAGCUCAAUGCUAACCAAGCCUUCUUCCUCCUGGUGAAUGGGCACAGCAUGGUGAGUGUGUCCACACCCAUCUCUGAAGUGUACGAGAGCGAGAGAGAUGAAGACGGCUUCCUGUACAUGGUCUAUGCCUCCCAGGAGACGUUCGGGACAGCACUGGCUGUUACAUACAUGUCAGCUCUGAAGGCAACAGCAACAGGAAGAGAGCCAUGCUUGUGACAGACAUACAGCCACUUCCAACUAAAGCAAGCCUCUGCUUCCUGCUACCUGCAUGGAGCCCACUGUGACACUCAGACCAUCCCCGGUCACUCACUCGUGUCUGAGAAUCUCAGUGAGAGCUGCCUCUGUCACGGACGGAAGCCAACACAGCCACCUCUCGACCUGGCUCCCCACAGCACCCACCCUCCCUGCAUGCAGCUGUCCCUGCUAACCCCCAAUGUUAUGUUACACUGUGUAAAUCCCCACUGCUGCCGUGUGUGGGUUGUGUACGUCGUCAUGUCCCUGGUUUAUAACUAUGGUGCGGUCGGGAAGGAUUCCUGUAAUGCUGCUCUAAGAUGCUGCUCAGGCAGCCAUUGUAGGACACCUGUACUCUGAUGCACUAAGUCAAUAAAGGCACAACUGGACCUGU